Messenger RNA from Kogia breviceps (pygmy sperm whale), 2698 nucleotides. The record is from RefSeq and is a predicted model, not a curated record. Lineage: Eukaryota; Metazoa; Chordata; Mammalia; Artiodactyla; Physeteridae.
AUAUUAUCAACCUGAAUGGGAUAUAGAGUCAUUAAGUUUAUAUUCAGAGCACCAAUCAAAUUAAGCAAGCCUGGGGAACUUCGUGAGGAAUAUGAAAGCCUGAGAAAGCUGAGAGAAGAAAAGUUACAAGAGGAGAAAACAUCUGAAGAUCAAAUCCACAGGCUGUUACCAGAGGAUACAGAAAUGGGAAAAAGGAAAAUGGAUGAACAGAAAAAAAGAGAUGAGCCAUUAGUACUGAAGACAAAUCUAGAGCGUUGUCCUGCACGUCUCUCAGAUUCAGAGAAUGAAGAACCUUCUCGAGGCAAGAUGAUACAGACACACCGCUCGGCAUUUGUUUCCAAGAACAACUCCUACUCCUUAUCUUUCCUGGCAGGGAACCUAAAUUCCAAGAUGGAAAGGAGUCAGAGCUGCAGUGACACUGGUCAGGACAGAGUGAAGGGCAGACUGAGAGCAGCCCCAACCAGCAAAGCCAAGGUCACAACCAUGACCCCAGCCUCCAACCCUAUCAUUGGUGUCCUCUUGUCCACCCAAAACAACCGCUGCCUCUCGGCCCCUGACUUAACCAUUGAAAAGCGUCUGCCCUUCAGCUCCCUCUCAUCCUUGGCUUCCUUGCAUAAGCCAGAGCGCUCCAUCAGCCCUGAGAGCAACGACAGCAUCUCCGAAGAACUAAACCAUUUCAAGCCCAUUGUCUGCUCACCAUGUACUCCUCCCAAGAGACUCCCUGAUGGCCGUGUACUGAGUCCCCUUAUCAUCAAAUCAACACCCCGCAACCUAAACAGAAGCCUGCAGAAGCAGACUUCUUAUGAGGCCAGUCCACGGAUCCUCAAAAAGUGGGAACAGAUCUUUCAGGAGCGGCAAAUCAAAAAGACCCUUUCGAAAGCCACCCUCACCUCCCUGGCUCCAGAAACAGGGGAAGACUUACUCGUCACUGAAGUCACCCAUUCUAGCAAGGAGAAGCCACUUCUGGCUUUAAAUACAAGACUGUCCAGUGGGCAAGUACUCUCUGAGUAUACAGGACCUACCCCCACUGACCUUGAUUAUUUCCCUUCUGUUAGCCAGACGAAAGCAGAGCAGGGCAGUGACAGUAAAAGGAGCACUGAGAUCCCAUUAGAAACCUGCUAUUCUUCAGAGCUCAAAGUGGGAGCCAGUGGGACUUCUUUGGAGAGAGAGCAGUUUGAAGGGUCAGGGUCAUCCCCAGAUGCCAAGUUAGAUAAAACCUGUAUAACAACAACUAUGAAAAUCUCAGCAGUUAAUUCAGUGCUACCUAAAAACAGUGUUUUGGGCGGGGUCCUCAAAACAAAGAAACAGCUGAAGGCAGUUAAUCAUUUUGACAUGCCUAAUGGUGUUCUGGCAGACAGCCUAGGUGAGGAGCCACUUCCUUCCUUGCGUCGCGGCAGGAAAAGACGCUGUAAGACCAAGCACUUGGAACAAAAUGGCUCCCUUAAGAAACUGCGACAAAGCAGUGGUGAGGUGGGUCUGGCCCCAGCAGACCCAGUACUGCGAGAGAUGGAGCAGAAAUUGCAGCAAGAGGAAGAGGACCGGCAGCUCGCUCUGCAGUUGCAGCGCAUGUUUGACAGCGAGAGGCGGACUAUAUUUGCUGAGCUUCGAACUUGUGCCAACCCUGUGCAAAGUCAUGGAUAUAAAGAUGGAAAGGACAGUCCUGCUCUUGAUGAGCUCAGUGUCUACUGGAAUGUAUUUAAAUGCAUGUGUGGCUGGAGAGCUCGUUAAUGGUUUCAUGAAAGACCAUAGUGAUGAUCUUGGAUGGCCCAUUCAAGGUACUGUCCAGCACCCUUGAACAUUUUACAUACCUCCAUCAGUAUUUGUGAAUUUGAUUGCAAUACUGCUCUCCAUUUCUUAAGUAAUUUUACCAGUGGAGAAUGAUUUUUCUCCUCCGGUGAUUAUAGGACAAUAGCAUCUCUUUAGGAGCUGCUUUUAGCAUAAAGCCUCAAGAAAUGAGGAAGGCUGUGGAUCACUGACAUGGUCAGAGGAGGCUAACUCUCAACUUAGUAACCUACUAACCUCUUCCCCAACCAGACCUCUCACCAGAGCUGGCAGCAACUUGGGAUUCCUUUCCUUUUUCCUGCGUGGCUUUCCAUUGAGAUGGAAGGCGAGCAGGUGAGGAAGGGAAGAUAAAUGAAGGCUGGAUCAUAAUCAUAAAAUGUGUUAUGUAGCUGGAAUGGGCAUGGAAAUUAUCCAAGUCAAACUAUACCCCCUGAUGCCCUUCUUUUUUUUAAGAAAUGAGGAACUUGAGGUUCAGUGUCCUGUGUCAUAUUUGUACUGUAGUUGUCUAGGGUCUGAAUGAAUGGUCCUCUAAGUUACACACACACAAUCUGCUAAUGAGGGGGACACCCGAAUGAUUGUUUUUUUUCCUCUUGCUUUUUUCAGUUAGAAUUAAAAUGUACCCAGAUCCCCUGAAUACACACCCAGGCAGGGAAAACCCCCAUAGUGAGAGUAAAGUGAAUGUGAAAUCUUGGGAAGUGAUAUAUUUUGAUUGGAAUAGCCGUCAUUUUAACUACCAAGGAUUAGAACCCAACCAACCCUUCACUUUACUUUGAAAAUCAAGAACUCCUUGGUGACUUAAUUUUUCUCAGCCAGCCUUUUCCUUAUCAACCCAGAUUGGUCUUUUGACUUGCGUUUUAGAAGGGAGUAUAGCUGUUUGUAAAUUCUUGUGACUCAAUGAGAAAGCAGGUCUGCUUUU